Cyclocybe aegerita is the source of this 972-nucleotide messenger RNA. The record is from the annotation of a GenBank genome assembly. NCBI's taxonomy places the organism in Eukaryota, Fungi, Basidiomycota, Agaricomycetes, Agaricales, Hemipholiotaceae.
AUGAUCCCAAGGUCGAACCACGGCAGUCGCAGCCGCAAUGGGUCGCCAAUGCGUCCUGCGUUCCCCGGCACUGCAUCCUACAGACCCGAUAACAUCUCAAUAACCGACGACCUGCACCCUGUCAUCCACGCCGGCCGUGUUGCGCUCAUCACUGGUGCCGCCAGCGGUAUCGGCCGCGCUGCAGCUCUCGAAUUCGCAAAGCUCGGCUUAAAGGUCGCGAUCGCGGACGUCAACGAGGAGAAGUUGCAGGGGGUUGGCAAGGCACUUGCGGCGACCAUCGGCGAGGCCAACGUCCUUGUCGUCCCCACCAAUGUUUCGAAACUUGAGGAAGUCAUUCGGCUCAGAGAUCGCGUCUACGAACAAUGGGGCGAGGUCGCUGUCCUGAUGAACAAUGCCGGCAUCGGCGACAAGGGAACUUCAUGGGAUGGUAUUGAGAACUGGCGCAAAGUCUUCGAUGUCAACCUCUUUGGAAUCAUCAACGUUCAGCAGACGUUCGUUCCCAGCAUGCUCCACCAGGAGAACCCUGCUAUUGUCAUCAACACUGGAUCGAAGCAAGGAAUUACGAACCCUCCAGGAAAUGCAGCUUAUAAUGCGUCUAAGGCAGCCGUGAAGAGUCUUACAGAAGGCCUGGCCCAUGAAUUGCGGGAACGACCCAACAGCGAUGUUACCGCUCAUCUGUUCAUUCCCGGCUGGACUUUCACCGGCCUCACUGGCUCAGACAGCAAGGCAGAAAAGCCUGCUGGUGCUUGGACCCCCGAGGAGACCGUUCUCUACAUGCUCGACAAGGUCCGCGAGGGUGAGUUCUACAUCCUCGUCCCCGACAACGAAACGAAGCGCGAGGUGGACCAGCUGAGGAUCAUGUGGGCCGCCGCGGACAUCGCUGAGGGACGCCCGGCGCUGAGUCGCUGGCACCCGAACUACAAGGCGUUGUAUGAGGAGUAUAUGAGGGAGGGUAUGGCUCAGCUGGAGUAA